This is a messenger RNA of Sporothrix schenckii 1099-18, 3414 nucleotides long. RefSeq names its product F-box and leucine-rich repeat protein 7. The record is from RefSeq and is a predicted model, not a curated record. NCBI's taxonomy places the organism in Eukaryota, Fungi, Ascomycota, Sordariomycetes, Ophiostomatales, Ophiostomataceae. The coding region runs from base 1 to 3414 and encodes 1137 amino acids. The transcript has a single exon. Gene Ontology annotation, molecular function: protein binding; protein-containing complex binding.
AUGCGACGGGCACGCGGCCCGUCGCCGACAUCGCCCUUCCGGGCCCUCGCCCACCAGCACGCCACCCACAAUGCCGCCAACAACGGCGCCGGCGGCCAGGGCGGCACCGUGUCGUCCAUGAUCCGCUCCUUCAACGUCGAGACCAACCCCACCCGGCCCAUACGUCCCAGCCCGCUGACCGCCUCGACGUUCCCCGACAUGCCCCUCGACCUCGUCGACCGCAUCCGCUCGUUUCCGCUCUUCGUGUCCGCCCCGGACGACUUUCUGGCCGCCAUUGGCAAGCACCUGCGCCCGCAGAUCCACGCCGCCCACGACCUGAUCCUUACAGAAGGCGACGACGCCAAGGCCAUGUACUGGCUGGUGCGCGGCGUGGUGGCCGUCACCUCGCGCGACGGCGAGGCCGUCUAUGCCGAGCUGACGCCGGGCGCCUUUUUCGGCGAGAUUGGCGUGCUGAUGGACGUGCCGCGCACGGCCACCAUUGUGGCGCGGUCCAAGUGUCUGCUGGUCGUCCUCAAGAAGGAGGACCUCCAGACGGAGCUGCCCCGCUACCCCGACAUGGAAAAGGCCAUCCGGCAAGAGGCCGAGGAGCGCCUGACCAUCCUCAAGAAGAAGCAGCAGGAACGGCGCAACGUGGGCACGAGCGGCAGCACAACGACACCCAGCAGCACACAGUCCGGCGAUAUCACCGGUGCAUCGACAACAGCAGCAGCAGCAGCAGCUGCCGCAGCAGCAACAGACGCCCAGACCGCACCGACAACGACCCCGACCAACAAAAAGAAGCGCAAGUCGCCCAGCCCCGGUAUUAUCGAGGACCCGGCCGUCGGCGGCAGCGCCCUGGGCAGCGGUUAUGUCAAUGUGCGCAAAACCCUCAAAGAGCUGCCGCUGUUUGCGACCCUCCCGCCCGACAUCCUGCACUUUCUCGGCCUCAGCGCCCAGCCCAAGACCUUUGCGCCCUUUACCGACAUCAUCUGCCAGGGCAGCCCCGGCAACGACAUCUACUUUAUUGUCCGCGGCGAGGCCGAAGUCAUCUUGGAACAGCCCAAGGCCCGCCUUCCCGAGACCGCAUCGACCUUUGCGCGCCCGCGCCUCACCCAGGGUCAGUAUUUUGGCGAGGUGGCCAGCUUGGGCCUGUCGCGCGGCCGCACGGCCACCGUGCGCUCCAUUACCAGUGUCGAGUGCCUGAUGAUUAGCGGCGAGGCGCUGGACGAGCUGUGGCGGCGGUGUCCUCCGGGGCUCAAGGACCAGGUCGAGGCCACAGCCCGCGAGCGGUAUCAUCCGACGGCCGAUGGCGACGACGACAAGAGAGCAGACGAGACUCGACAGCCUCCAGAAAACGACCAAGAAGGAGACAUUGAGAUGAGAGACGAACCAGACGGCGGCUCGCCAUGGCGCCCCACGCCCUCCUCGCCCGUCUCCUCGCUCGCGUCGCUCCGCCGCCACUCUGUUCCCAACGUCACCUUCACCACGCCCUCCAAACCGUCUUCACCCACCAAGGCCUCGCAAAAGGACGAGACGGCCGAGACACGACAGCCGAGCGACCCAGAUCCGUUCCUCAGCGUCGACAUGGAGAACAUGCGCAACCGCCGGCGCAACUCGCUGGCACCGCCUGUGCCGCAAACCGAAUCAUCCGCAUCCUCACCGUCGUCUUCCUCGUCACUGUCCUCCUCCUCCUCCUCGUCCACACUCCAGGCUCUGCCAGUCACGCAAGCCGGUGAGGCCACCAACAGCAAUAGCAGUCCGCUUAAACUAUUUGCAUUCCCACCACAGACUGCACCUCCACCAUCUGAUCAGAAAGACAAGGAGAAGGCGGACAAAGGGGCAGCGAGCAUCAUUGACGAUUUCAGCAGCAUCAAGAUGCAGGAAGAGACACAACAGAGCCAACAGAAAGAGCAGCAGCAGCAGCAGCAGCAGCAGCAGCAAGAUACACGAGGGCCUUUCAAAAAGGCACGCCGAAGCCCCAGCGCCGUCCGGGGCGCCAACGGUGACCACGCAUCCCUCGCCGCUACCAGUCGCCAGUUCCCGUCCGAGGCAGCCCUAGUGCUUGUCUUGAAGCAAUUCGACUUCCUUGAGCUCGUCCGCCUCGCCGGCAUCUGCCGCCACUGGCGCCGCGUCAUCACCACGGCGCCGCAGCUCUGCACCCACAUCGACCUCGCGCCCUACAACGGCCGCAUCACCGACUGGUCCUUGCUGCAGAUCGUCGCGCCCUUGGUUGGCCAGCGCGCCGUCGAGAUCGACAUCAGCAACUGCUUCCACAUCACCGACGAGGGGUUCCAGGCCCUGUGGCAGCACUGCGGCCGCAACGUCAAGGCCUGGCGUAUGAAGUCUGUGUGGGACGUGUCGGCCAACCAGAUCCUGGACAUGAGUGAACACGCCACCGGCCUCGAGGAGCUCGACUGGAGCAACUGCCGCAAGGUCGGCGACAAUCUGCUGGCGCGUGUUGUCGGAUGGGUGGUGCCGCCUGCACCGGCCGCGUCGGCGUCGGGGGCGGCGACCAGCAACAAAAUUGUCGCGAUUGCCAAUUCCAACCGCAGCCGACAGGCCCAGAAACAACAACCGCAGCGCCAGCCGCAGGACGACGCCGCUUCCAAGAAGGAAAACGGGCCCGCCCCGGGCACCAUCGUCGGCUGUCCGCAGCUCACCAUCCUCGAUCUCUCGUACUGUAAGCACAUCACCGACCGCUCCAUGGUGCACCUGGCCGCCCACGCGUCGUCGCGCCUGCGCGCACUGUCCCUGACUCGAUGCACCUCCGUCACCGACGCCGGCUUCCAGGCCUGGGCCCCCUACCGGUUCACGGCCCUGACGCAUCUGUGCCUGGCCGACUGCACCUACCUGUCCGACAACGCCAUUGUCUCCCUCGUCAAUGCCGCCAAGGGCCUCACUCACCUCGACCUCUCGUUCUGCUGUGCGCUCUCCGACACGGCGACCGAAGUCGUCGCCCUCGGCCUGCCGCUGCUGCAAGAGCUCCGUCUUGCGUUCUGUGGGUCCGCCGUCUCCGAUGCGUCCCUGCGGUGCGUCGCCCUGCACCUCCAGGACCUCCGCGGCCUCAGUGUCCGCGGCUGCGUGCGCGUCACCGGCGUCGGCGUCGACCACGUCAUGGACGGCUGCACCCGGCUGGCCUGGCUGGACGCGAGCCAGUGCAAGAACCUGGCCAGCUGGGUCGCGGCGGGGGGUGUCGCGCGGUGGGGCUACGACGAGCGCCAGGAGGACCCGAGGGGCGGCGGCGCCGCGAGCAAGUACAAGUACAAUCCGACCGGCUGGCAGCCAGCCAGCCGACGCACGCUGGGGCUGGACCCGGCUUUCCAGCAGGUCGCCAAGGUGGCGGCGCCGGCACCGGCCAUGCGCGGCCAGCGGCGACGGGCACGGCAGCCCGUCAAGUUUAUCAUUGAGAAGGGGUCGCAGGACGGUCUGCGGUGA